GGCAGCGGCUUAAUCUUCGCCAACAUGCCACUCGCAAAAAGACUUGCUGCACCCGACCCCAGAGGAGGAGAGAGGAGGACGCACAAGAAGAAGCGUCUCGUACAGUGCCCCAAUUCUUAUUUCAUGGAUGUCAAGUGUCCAGGAUGUUAUAAGAUCACAACGGUGUUCAGUCACGCACAGACGGUCGUGCUUUGCGUGGGCUGCUCAACUGUGCUGUGUCAGCCCACCGGAGGCAAAGCUCGGCUCACAGAAGGGUGUUCCUUCAGAAGGAAGCAGCAUUAAGAUGUUUUCUGGAUGCUUUGUUAGAGAGAGAGGGAAGGAGACGGACCGGCCUCAGUGACAGCAGCCUGAUUAUUUCAAGCAAGAGAUGAAGUAGAUCCAAUCACCCGUAGAGGUCUGAAGAACUGUCAGGAACACCCUCCAACCGAGCCUCUCUUUUUUUCUCUCUGUCUCAGUCUCAAUAAAAUGUUUGGUCUA
Cyprinus carpio (common carp) is the source of this 477-nucleotide messenger RNA. RefSeq names its product small ribosomal subunit protein eS27-like. The record is from RefSeq and is a predicted model, not a curated record. NCBI's taxonomy places the organism in Eukaryota, Metazoa, Chordata, Actinopteri, Cypriniformes, Cyprinidae.